AUGGAUUCAUCAACACUUGCAACUCUGAGACAGGCUUCAGAUUCUGAAGGCAAGACUGGAUCCUCCGAUACGGACACAAUGGAUGGAAUGUUGGAUCUUGAAACGGGCAUGAUUCAUGAGUUGGAGAAACCACCGGUUCCUGGGAUGUGGCGGUUUCCUACAAAUCCUAAUCUUUGCUGUAUCUACAGGGUCCCAGAGUGUCUACGUGAAGUAAACCCAAAAGCAUACACUCCACAGUUGGUCCUCAUUGGACCACUUCACCGUUCUUUAAGAUCUCAAGCUCUCAAGUCUCGUGGAGAUAUCACAAAGACAAAGUCAAUGGGCUACUUGAACACGGAGGCUCAUAAGAAGAUUUACCUAGCGGAAUUCGCAAAAAGAGUUGAAGGGAAGAAGAGAGUUGUUGAAGGAUUCAGGAGAAUGAUCGAAGAAGACGAAGAUAUGAUCAGGGCAAGCUACUCGGAAUCAACGGCCUGGAUUGAAUCUCAAGAGUUCGUGGAUAUGGUCCUCUACGACUCUGUUUUCAUAAUAGAGCUCAUGUUGAGAGAUUCCUCAAGAUUGCAAGAGAAAAUAGGAGAUCCUCUCAUGGACGAGCCUUGUCUUGAAAGCACAAUCAGAGGAGAUCUCAUCUUGCUAGAGAACCAACUUCCUUACUUCAUCCUCGAGAAACUCUUUGAUCCAAUCGUCAAAAUACUCCUCCCGAACCAGACACUACGCACACUUGUUAUCAGCUACUUUGAAUUGGACAAGAGCAAGAAGAUGAAAGAAGAGACUUCAACGUUCAGACAUUUCACUGAUUUGUUGAGGUGUGUUCGCGUAGAGACACUCCCGGAGCAUGGUGUAGAGGAUUGCGGUCCCAUAGCCAAAAUGCAUAACGCGGAUAAGCUAGACAGCAGGGGACUGAGAUUCGAGGCUGUAGAGCAAGAGUUUUCGGUCGAGGUCAAAUUCGACAUCAAAACUGGCUCUUUGAAGAUACCUUGUUUCUCGGCUGAUGACGAUAUGGAGACACUACUUCGAAAUAUAAUGGCCUUUGAGCAAUCUCAUUACCCUUACAAUGCCUACGUUUGCGACUACAUCACAUUCCUUGAUCUCCUCAUCGACACCGAGAAAGACGUUGACUUGCUCGUUGAGAAAGGGAUAAUAAAGAAUUUGCUAGGGCACCAUGGAGCAGUAUCAAUGUUAGUGAACAAGCUGGGUGUGGGAGUGAUGGACGAUGACUCUUGCUAUUCUAAAAUCGCAUCAGACGUCAUCGAUUACUACAGUGACAGAUGCAAUACGUCACGCUCCAUCCUCAGGCGUGUGUAUUUCAGCAACGUGUGGAGAGGGACAGCCACCGUUACUGCUGCCUCUAUAUUGCUAUUGACUCUCAUCCAAACGGUGACUUCCAUCAUUGAUAUUAUUCACAAGUGA
This is a messenger RNA of Eutrema salsugineum, 1407 nucleotides long. Its product is annotated as UPF0481 protein At3g47200. NCBI's taxonomy places the organism in Eukaryota, Viridiplantae, Streptophyta, Magnoliopsida, Brassicales, Brassicaceae. The transcript is spliced from 2 exons. Bases 1 to 1407 code for a protein of 468 amino acids. The record is from RefSeq and is a predicted model, not a curated record.